CUUUUCCGCCAGUGCUACUCUACAUCUCCUCCACUUGUUCUUUUGUUUCGUUUUCAUGAGAUUUCACCUCACCGCGCAGACCGAAGUACGAUUCUGGCCAUCGCGAGUCUCGUCCCUUGGUGACCCUUCGGUUCCCAUCUUGCUCAAGAGUGGCAGACCAGUGACAGCGCUGCAAAUUGCCAACCCGAGGAGCCCCGCCAACCAGGCGCCUGAGUCAGUUUCGCGGGGGAUCCUGAUCCGCGAAAUUUUUCGGUUCAGCUUAACUUUUAACCUAUGCCAGACUUAAAUGUUCCUCCUGCUCUCGCUGCCGCCCUCCAGAAUGCAUCUUCGGUGACCGCAUCUCCUCAAAACUUCUCUGAAGCCAUGGCGUCAAACUCCAUCAAGCUGUUGACUGGGAACAGUCACCCCGAGCUGGCGCAUGCCGUCGCCAAAAGGCUAGGUAUCGAGCUCGUCAAGAUCAUGGUCUUGCAAUACUCGAACCAAGAGACCAGUGUCACGAUCGGCGAAUCUGUCAGAGACGAAGAUGUCUUCAUCCUUCAGUCUACCCGCCCGAACGACAUCAACGACGGCCUCAUGGAACUCCUCAUCAUCUGCAACGCCUGCAAGACCGCCUCCGCCCGUCGUGUCACCGCGAUCCUGCCGAAUUUUCCAUAUGCGAGACAAGAUAAAAAGGACAAAUCGCGAGCUCCUAUCACGGCAAAACUCAUGGCAAAUAUGCUCCAGACUGCGGGUUGCAACCAUGUCAUUACGAUGGACUUGCACGCCUCGCAGAUCCAAGGCUUCUUCAACGUCCCGGUGGAUAAUCUCUACGCGGAGCCUAAUAGUGUGAAAUGGAUUCGAGAAAACCUUAUGCAUGCGAGCGAGAGCGGCGUGGAGAUGAACGGACCAAGGCAGGAGUGCGUCAUUGUCAGCCCCGACGCUGGGGGAGCGAAGAGAGCUACUUCCAUGGCCGACAAACUCGAUUUGCCGUUCGCUUUGAUCCACAAGGAACGAUCUCGACCUAACGAAGUCUCGCGCAUGACCCUCGUCGGCACUGUGAAAGACAAAGUUGCCAUUGUGGUGGAUGAUAUGGCAGAUACGUGUGGCACGCUCGCAAAGGCCGCCGAUACACUGAUCAAACACGGUGCGAAGGAUGUGGUUGCGCUGGUGACUCAUGGGAUCUUGUCCGGGAAGGCCGUCGAGACUCUGAAGAAUUCGUCGCUGAGCCGCUUGGUCAUGACAAAUACCGUCCCAGUCAGCGAGGACAAGAUCGAAGGUCUCAGGGUUCCCGAAGGCCAGAAAGGAUGCAGGCUGGAGUUUAUUGACAUUGCUCCUGUCCUGGCAGAGGCCAUCAGGCGGACGCACAAUGGUGAAAGCGUGAGUUAUCUGUUCAACAAUCCGGUGUCAUAGGCUGGAGGCCACAUGUCGCACAUGGCACGUUCGCCGCGGCAGACGUGGCAUGGACGGAUGGUGCAUUCCUGUUCUCUUCACAGCCGAUGAUUUGAGAUGCCGCGGGGAUAAUGCUGCUGGAAGCUUUAGGCAUCAAGGCUGCCAUCUCCUUGAAGACGUUGUUACUCGGAUGAACUACCUAUUUUCGCUAGGUUUGGAAGCCAGUCCCUUCCUUUCGAUUUCUACGGAUACAGAAAUUCCCAGACCUGGCAUUUGAAUGGACUUGCCGGAAGCUUCUGAUUACCAACAUUCAAUCCAAAGUUGUACCUGCUCGGGGUAAUUUGAGAAAGAAAGACUCGGGGGCCUCGUCCCUUCUCAACCCCGAUAUGCGCCUAUGGACUCAACGAGUGCUUGCUCGUCCGGGGUUACCCUGUGCCGCCGCGAGCAACGGGUCAUACCACAGCCAUGGAAUACUCGAAUCGGGGUUGGGAAUGUAUGGAAAGGCUAUGAGAGACAAGAUGAGAUGGACAUGACUGAAGAGAGGUCGAAUAGGAGGAGAAGGAAUCGGAGGGACAGGUGCAGGACUAUAGAUGCGCGAGUCGAUGCAAAUGGCUCCGUGGGAAUGUGGUUCAGACAACCUUGGGUGUUCUUUCUGGCUAUUUGCGCAGGGAAUUAGACUUGGAACUCAGACCAUACUAUCACACAUGUCAUUAGAAUCAAUAGAGCUGGCCAUCUAGGUAUGUACCGAGCAUGUUGGUGGGAAUGUGUAUGUGAGGUAGGAAAGACGGCAUGGCUUCACAGCUUCAGCCAGCCACAAAAUAAGCUCACUGCCAAGGCCGCUAGCGGCAGGUCCAGAGCUUGGCCUUUAUCAACGUCCGCAGUCGAUCCCUGAUUCUCCAUCAUCUCCAGCAUCUCCAGACGGAC
Messenger RNA from Cladophialophora immunda, 2292 nucleotides. RefSeq lists its product as uncharacterized. Bases 274 to 1389 code for a protein of 371 amino acids. Lineage: Eukaryota; Fungi; Ascomycota; Eurotiomycetes; Chaetothyriales; Herpotrichiellaceae. Gene Ontology annotation, molecular function: magnesium ion binding; ribose phosphate diphosphokinase activity. Gene Ontology annotation, biological process: ribonucleoside monophosphate biosynthetic process; 5-phosphoribose 1-diphosphate biosynthetic process; purine nucleotide biosynthetic process. The transcript has 3 exons. Gene Ontology annotation, cellular component: ribose phosphate diphosphokinase complex; cytoplasm. The record is from RefSeq and is a predicted model, not a curated record.